Molecule: messenger RNA, 2897 nt
Organism: Astyanax mexicanus (Mexican tetra)
Lineage: Eukaryota; Metazoa; Chordata; Actinopteri; Characiformes; Acestrorhamphidae
Gene: etaa1b
Product: ETAA1 activator of ATR kinase b
Exons: 6
Coding region: 170-2002 (610 amino acids)
Source: RefSeq, a predicted model, not a curated record
CGUGCAGUCGUGGGACCGGAGAAAGCAUGGCGGCGCGGUGAGAGGACGGAGAAGGCACAACAAAGCCGACUUUCGGACUAAAAACCUAAAUAUAAGUUAAAUGUGAGGGAACUGCGCGAGCAGGUGCCAAAAAGAAGCACUGUGAGAUGCAUAUCUGUGGUAUUUAAGCAUGACAGACAGGAGAACUGCGAAAGAUGGCCCCAAAGAAAGUUGGAGUCGAGUGUGUAAACUUUCCCAGGACAAAUUCAAAGCCCAGAAAUACAGCAGGGGCAGAAAACAGCCGCAGUCCCCGCUGCUGGCCACCUCACUGUCUUAUCGGAAAGACUAUGAUACCCCAAAGCAUCGAUCCAGGAUCAGAUUUAAAGGCAGCAGCACUGGAGAUUCACCAAGUGAAGCUGAAGCUUUGCAAGACAUCAUCUGGGAUGCUUCCUCACCGCCACCACUGUGCAAUGCAGGUUCCAGAUUUGUGGAGAUAUCUGAUAUCGUCAACAGGAUUGCACCAAAUGAUGAAAAACCUGUGAACAGGGAUUUGGUGCUUCAGUGGAUUGGAGACAGUGCUGUGCCAUGCACUCCAGAGAUCCAGCAGCCCAGAGGUCGGAGGAUCUCUGCACGCCGGCAAAGCAACAAUGUAGAGGACCUCAUGAAACUGGCUAAGCAGUUUGACAUAAACAUGACGCGUCAGGACGAAGAGAGGCACCGGGAGAGACUGCAGGAGGGUAAAACUGCAAACACUUCUGCCGGCCAUGUAGCGUUAGAGAGCGUUCAGCCUUCAACUGGAGCCGGAAAUUCAGUUCCAGUCAAAUCUGAAAGACUGAGCCAUGAGGAGGAGCUGCAUGCUCUUUUUGAUGGGCCUACCCAGUACGUGAGUGGACGGCUGAGCCCUCCAUCAGUGUCCUGUUCACCAGAGAGCACUACUGAAGGAGCAUCGCUCAGUGCAAAGAGACCAGGCAGCACUGCAGACAGCAAGAACAUUGGUGAAGGUGCUGCUCAGCUACCGAAACCAGACUUCGAUGAUGACUGGGAGAAUGACGAUCUGCUCAAUGACUCUUUUGUGCUGGCCAUGACUCAGAACCCAGAGCUGCUGAGCUUAGCUCCAAAGAGCAGUUCUCCACAGACAGUAUCAAACCCAAGCACUUUAGGGCUACGACCAAAUGCCCAUGUUAACACUGGAACUGUCCAACAGCUGCUCAAAUCAAAUCCAAUCAGCCCUUUUCUGCUCAAAACAGAGGCACAAAACUCAUUCUGUAAAUGGCAGCAGGGAGGUACUGCUGUUCACUCUGGUGGAAUAAAGACAGAAGAUGAAGGCAGUUGGGGUGUAGGAGCCAAACAAUCAGGUAGUUCAACUGCAGCGUCAGGGAAGGAUUGUAAAACACCAGACUCAGUUUGGGGUGAUGGAGAUGAUGAUGAUGAUCUGCUGUAUCAGGCCUGCGAUGAUGUGGAGCGAAUCUCAUCCAGUCAGGAGGAGCGACAACAGAACAGAAGUGCCGUAAUCACAUCCAACAAAGCAUCUUCAGCACCUUCUUCAAAAGCUACUACUAGUUCUACAAAUAUCAGUGUUCACAACAAGUCCAUUCACCCAGGCCAGACCAGUGAAAGCAGGCAGCCUGCACGUAUGUUCGGACGUUCACAUUCAAUACCAGGUGCUUCAAGCUCUUACGGAAACAAACAGAACUUGCAUGAAACCACACAAACAAUGAAACGACAGUACCAGUUCACCCAGGUGAAGCAUGUCUCUAAAGCUGUGCUCAACCCCCGGUGGAUCACAGGCACUUCACAGGAAACCAGGCUGCACAGCCCAUCUGCAGAGAAUUCCUCCAGCUCCCACCACUCCACAUUCAAGAGACAUCAGUCUGAUCCAGUGGCUCUGAGCAACAAAGUGUUUGUUGCAGCUCAGCCUGUUGUAAAGUGCACCGCUGCUGAGAUUGAGAGGAAGAAACAGGAAGCGAUAGCAAGAAGGAGGUCACGACUGCAGGCCAGCCAGAAGCCUGGAGCCCCAGUAUAGACCACCAUGAAGAAACCCAGCUUCUGGAUUAAUAAUGGGUGAUCUAGACCAGCUUUAGCUCAAAUAUCAAAACACUAAAUAAUCUUUUAGUUUUAAUCCAAAAAUCUCUCAGAAAUAAUGAUACAGAAAUGCUCCUUUAGAAUCAGGUAGUUUUUUUUUUUUUUUUACUGACGUUCUUCAUUAGAAAUGCCUUGCAGAGGGAUGCAGAUUAUUGCAUCAGGCUGUUGUUGUGUUUCUGCCUGUGAGUGGCAGUAAAUAUUUAAAUCUGUAAAGUAGACAAGCCACUGUGGCUGUUUUUGUUUGGACAAUAUAUUGCUGUUUAAAUGUAACUAGAGGGUUUAAAGGAGAACUUCGUUGGAAAAUUGAUUUUGUUGUAGUAAAACAGGAUAAAAAGUACUUACCUUUGAUGAAUAGCACACCUCUGUUCUCCCGCAGCUUUGAGAUACAGUAAUUUUGUAUUUUUGUUUGUUUUUUACAUGUCUGUCAUUAUCAGUACCAUGAUAGUGGCGCCGGGAGCUAAAGCUAGCUUUAUGGGAUGUAAACAGUGGUUUGCAAUAAUUCUUGUACACUUUUUAAGUUGUUAAUGCUUCGAUUUAAAUGUCAGGGCUCUCUGGAUUCUAGCAAGGAGGUGUGGAGCUACUUUGAGCCUGGAUAAUGGCGUUAAAAGCAAUUUAUCAGGGCAAAAAAAAAAAAAAAGCAGGCGUUGUAAAGAGUGCAGGGAAAAAAGCACAGAAACAGAGGUGUGCUAUUUAACAAAGGUAAGUACUUUUGAUUAUGUUUUGCUGCACCUAAAGUCAGUUUUACACUGGAAUUUUCCUUUAAAAAGAAUAAAUAACUGACUGUAAAUGACCAUUAAAGAUGGUGGUUCCCCCUCUAUUAAAGUUCAUAAAAAAUA